AAAUUUAACUAUAUGUUUUUUGAAAAGUAGUAUAAAAUGAAGUCAAAAAAUGCUGCCGUAAAUAAUGGAAAAGAAAUUAAGUUAAAAACUCCUAAGUCAACAUCAACACCAAUGAAUAAAGAAAAGAAAAGAAAAAGUGCUUCUCCAUUAGUAGUAGCAAAUAAAAAAAGAAGGAAUACCGAACCAUCAGGAAAUAAUACAAUGAAUAAUGAAACUACAAGCAAAACUAGUAAAUCAAGAAAUGAUACCACAACACAUAGACGAAUUAAACCGGGGAUCAAGGCAUUAAAAGAAAUAAGAUAUUAUCAAAAGACUGAUCACCUUUUAAUUCCAAAAUUGUCAUUUUGUCGCGUCGUAAAAGAAAUAAUACUAUCAACGAGUAAGUCUGAUAUGCGCAUACAGAGUCAAGCAUUGGCAGCACUUCAGGAAGCUACUGAAGCAUAUGCUGUCAGGUAUAUGCAGGACGCUAAUAUGUGUGCAAUCCACGCGAAUCGAGUGACAAUUCAACCAAAGGACAUGAAACUUGUAGCAUAUUUUGACAAACAUUUAUAAUAUAAAUACUGAAUAUUUUUAUGCAAAAAUUGGAAUACUUUUGGUAGGCAGCAAUAAAAAUUUUCUAUCAGAUGUUUUAAUACAGAGUGUACUUUGUUUUGUCCUAUCGACUGUAUUGGUUUUAAAAAUUUUAAUUCUCUGACAUUUGCCAAAACAGCAUUUUAAUAUGAUAUUGAAAGAUAAAGGUAUUCUAUACAAUGUUUUAAUUGUAAAUAUAUUUUGUUUUAUUUUA
Messenger RNA from Hydra vulgaris (swiftwater hydra), 784 nucleotides. RefSeq names its product histone H3-4. Lineage: Eukaryota; Metazoa; Cnidaria; Hydrozoa; Anthoathecata; Hydridae. Gene Ontology annotation, molecular function: DNA binding; protein heterodimerization activity; structural constituent of chromatin. The record is from RefSeq and is a predicted model, not a curated record. Gene Ontology annotation, cellular component: nucleosome.